Rhinopithecus roxellana (golden snub-nosed monkey) is the source of this 2211-nucleotide messenger RNA. It is a transcript of the gene CASP4, whose product is annotated as caspase 4. Gene Ontology annotation, cellular component: protein-containing complex. The transcript is spliced from 7 exons. The record is from RefSeq and is a predicted model, not a curated record. Bases 115 to 1155 code for a protein of 346 amino acids. Gene Ontology annotation, biological process: proteolysis; regulation of apoptotic process. Gene Ontology annotation, molecular function: cysteine-type endopeptidase activity; caspase binding. NCBI's taxonomy places the organism in Eukaryota, Metazoa, Chordata, Mammalia, Primates, Cercopithecidae.
ACAAUCUGUAAUUACAUGUUUCCGCCCUUUGCAAUAAGGAAAGACAUAGUUUACUUUCAUUUUUGAGUCUGAGGCUCUUUUCAACGCUGUAGAAAAGGACAGAGGCUGUUACCUAUGGCAGAGGGCAACCAGAGAAAAAAGCCACUUAAGAUGCUGGAAUCCCUGGGCAAAGAUUUCCUCACUGGCGUUUUAGAUAACUUGGUGGAACAAAAUGUGCUGAACUGGAAGGAAGAGGAAAAAAAGAAAUAUUAUGAUGCAAAAACUGAAGACAAAGUUCGGGUCAUGGCAGACUCUAUCCAAGAGAAACAACGUAUGGCAGGUCAAAUGCUUCUUCAAACCUUUUUUAACAUAGACCAAAUAUCCCCCAGUAAAAAAGCUCAUCCGAAUAUCGAGGCUGGACCACCUGAGUCAGGAGAAUCUAUAGAUGCCCUCAAGCUUUGCCCUCAUGAAGAGUUCCUGAGACUAUGUAAAGAAAGAGCUGAAGAGAUCUAUCCAAUAAAGGAGAGAAAUGACCGCACACGCCUGGCUCUCAUCAUAUGCAAUACAGAGUUUGACCAUCUGCCUCCAAGGAAUGGAGCUGACUUUGACAUCACAGGGAUGAAGGAGCUGCUUGAGGGUCUGGACUAUAGUGUGGAUGUAGAAGAGAAUCUGACAGCCAGGGAUAUGGAGUCAGCGCUGAGGGCAUUUGCUGCCCGACCAGAGCACAAGUCCUCCGACAGCACGUUCCUGGUGCUCAUGUCUCAUGGCAUCCUGGAGGGAAUCUGCGGAACUGCACAUGAUGAGAAAAACCCAGAUGUGCUGCUUUAUGACACCGUCUUCCAGAUAUUCAACAACCGAAACUGCCUCAGUCUGAAGGACAAACCCAAGGUCAUCAUUGUCCAGGCCUGCAGAGGCGCAAACCGUGGGGAACUGUGGGUCAGAGACUCUCCAGCAUCCUUGGAAGUGGCCUCUUCACAGUCACCUGAGAACCUGGAGGAAGACGCUGUUUACAAGACCCACGUGGAGAAGGACUUCAUUGCUUUCUGCUCUUCAACCCCACGAAUGACUUCUCUUUCUCAAAUGAUCAACUUCAAGUCUUCUUCUCCAUAUUUCCCAUGUGAUUCUACAAUGACCAGUGCCAUUGCAUGCCCUCCUAGAACUGUGGAUACCCUUUAAAACGAGUAGAAGAAUUAAGUGGAAUUAUCCCACUUUACAGAGGAAGAAAUAGAAGCUCAGAAAGAUGAAGGAACUCCCCAAUGUUCACAGUGAGUAAGCAACAAAAAAUUGCUACCAGGCUCCAAAGUUGUGGGGUUGAUUAGGUCUAAUCUCAGGGAACAUUGGUUAGUAUUUCACUUCUAGGUAAUUAUCUUAAGGAGCAUACAUUUAACUGUUUUUGAUUUGUAUAUUUUUUAAAUCUUAUUUUUUAAAAACACUUUAUUGAGGUAUGAUUGACAUAAAUAAUGGUACAUAUUUAAUGUGUACAACUUAAUGAGUUUGGAGAUAUGUAUGUACUCCUGAAAUCACCACCACUAUCUAUGCCAUGAGCAUAUCUCUCUUCUCCAAAAGAUUCUUCCACUUCUCUGUUAAUUAUUAUCAUCAUUCCGUGAUUGUGUGUGAGAAGUAUACUUAGCAUAAAAUCUACUCUUUUAGCAAAUUUCAAGUACAUAAAACAGUAUUGGUUACUAUUAGCGCCAUCCUGUACAGUAGAUUUUUAUCACUUUUUUUUGUCUUCUAUAACUUAAACUUGUCAUGUGUUCAUCAUUUUGUUUAUUAUAUGGUGAAAGACAGCGUGGCAUAAUCUGCAAACAACCAUAGAGCCUGGUAGCAAUUUUUUGUUGGUUACUCAAUGUGUGAACAUGGGGAAGUUGCUUCAUCUUUCUGAGCUUCUAUUCCUUCCUCUGUAAAGUGGGAUAAUUCCAGUUAUUUCUCAAGCCCCUAUAAAAGCCGAGAGAAUGAGAGUGAGUUUUGUAGUAGAAAGUCAAUCCCAAGAAUCAAAAUUCAUUCACUACACAAUCUCCUGCAAUGCUUACGAACUGCAACUUUUGGUCACCUUUUGCUAGGUUUUCUGUUUACUUUCUGUGGAAAGUAGGUAAAUGUCAGGUUGUAAGUGCUUCCUACAAAUCUGUAAAGAUAAUUCCCAAGCUACGCUUUUCUUUUUAAAAAAUUCUCAAAAUGAAAGUAUAAACAAAAACAUAGUGAAAGUCAUAGCCCAAGGCAUACCCAUCUGUAUCA